UAUGUGUGUGUAUACACACAACACACACACACACACACAUUAUCACUUAAAUCUCCUAGCCUUGUGAAAUAAGGACUAUUGGUGUUAUCCCCAUUUUGUAGAUAGAAACUGAGGCUCAGGUGAAAUGACUUGCCAAAGUCACAUAGGUAAUAAAUGUCGAGUCAGACUUCAAAUCCAGGUCUUUCCAAGUUCAACACUGAGUAUUUGGUUUUCUGGAUCAUGGAUACUUCAGUAUAUACUUCAGUGGAUCUGUGAUCCCAUCAGUGUAGAUACUUUCUCCACUGAGAUCACAACCCUCCACACUGUCUUAUCUUGUGUGAUUCUUAUCCAUGCCUUUCUGCAAGUCCUCCAUGAAGGCUCACUUAGUGUAUGGGAAGCCUUCCAACACUUAAGAUAGAAGAAAGAUGGGCUUGUGGUCAAGGCAUCUCACAGACCUGGGGAAAACAUCUAUGAUGAGGGACUCAGUAGCCUGAUCAACAAAGCUUUAAAACCGGAAUGUGACAGGAAGGAAGAAAAUGCCUACAUGUAAACCAUAAAAAAAAAUAUAAUGUGGAGGACGUGAUCAGGAGCUUUAGACCUGGAAGCAAUACUAAGGGCCAUCUCAUUCAAUGCCCUCAUUUAACUGAUGAAGAAAUUGGGACCCUAAGAGGUGAAGUGAUGUGCUCAAAGUCACACAGAAGUAGAAAAAGGAUUUAAACCUAGGUUCUCUAGGCUCUAAAUCCAGAGGGUUUCCCCACCACCACAGAACAAAGAAUAGUACUUUCGGUAAGGAGAAAAGAUCAAGGAUGAGGUCUAUAUUCAGUUAACUCCAUAUCAACUGCACAAUCUGAGCAAGAGACAGUGACUGAGAUUUUAACACAAACAGGUACAACCUCAUAGGUGUCAUUGAGACUUAAGAAGAUGGGAUUCAGGACAGGAAUCCAUCCAUGGAUGAUCACGUCUUGUCCAAAAAGAAACAUGGGGGGGGGGGUGCGCCAGUUUGUACCUUAAGAAGCCCGUGCUCAAAUCUUAAUCUUCAAGGAGAAUUAUUGAGAUGGGACUACAGAAAGCACAAGGGGAAAUGACUGUAGUAUCCUAGAGUUUGUGAUAGCCAAGGGCAGAGACAAAUACUGGAGAUGUUAGGCUUUGCAUCAGAGGGCAGAACUAGAGGAGAAGCUGCAAAGAGGCCAAUUCACACUAGAGGUUAAGACCUUCCUAGAGCUAUCCAAGAGGAAUGGAUUGCUCCCUGUUAGAGGUCUGGAUAACCACUGGUAAGGGUAGUUGCAGAGUAGAUUUAUGCUCAUGUACAGGUUGGACUAAAUGGCCUCUCAGAUCUCUUCCAGCUCUGAGAUUCUGGGAGGUCUGAUCUUGGUGACUUAGAAGAGUGAGAACACUCUUUGGGUUGGAAUGGUCAGCACAGACUUUGUGGAGGUGAGACUGGAGCUAGACUUCGAUGUGUAGGUAAGAUUAGGCUAGCUAUGAGGCUUGGCUGGUAAGGGGGCAAAGCAUGUGGAUGUGGAGAUGUGGAGAUCUGUGGAGAUGUGGAGAUCUGUGUGCUGAGCUUUCUGUUCUACUUUCUCUUUAUGGGGGCUUAAGCCCCUGAGAUGCCUCGAUCCUUCCUAGUAAGAAGCAAGAGGUCCUCUGGAAGGAAAAAGUUGAUUGGCUUUACUCCAGGGGAUCCAGUCCUGUCUGUGGGGAGCCUUGGAGGCACAUGGGCUGAGAGGCCCUCAUCCCCAGACCCUGAAGCCAGCUCCUCCCUGAGGUCCCCUGUCCUAACCGAGGGUGACCUCGUUGGGCUCCAGGGUCUGGCCAGCCUCUCCUGGGAUGGUCACUGCCCCCAGCCCCAGCUCCAGCCUCAGCCUGAGACAGGAGUUGCUUCCCCACGUCUGCAGCCACAGCUACUGCUGUUACCACCCACAGCACAGCCCCCUCACCAGUUCAAGGAGAGACUGUUCCCCUGCGGAGUGUGCGGGAAGAGUUUCCGGCGCUCCUCCACUCUGUCCACACACCUGCUCAUCCAUUCGGGCACGCGGCCCCACCCCUGCCCCUUCUGCGCCAAGCGCUUCCACCAGAAAUCCGACAUGAAGAAGCACACGUUCACCCACACCGGAGAGAAGCCCCAUCACUGCGGAGUGUGUGGAAAAUCUUUCAGCCAGAGCUCCAACCUGCUCACUCAUCGUCGGCAGCAUGGGGUGAGCUGCCCCCUGUCUCGGAGGACAAAGUGUCCACCCUCACAGGAAUCCUCCUGCCUCAAAGAGUCACCUAAUACCUCCCUGGGCCCCAGGGAGAAAGGAGAAACCUGUCCCUAAAGCCUUGUUCCCCACCUGUUCAACCACACCAUCACCAUCAGCAG
Molecule: messenger RNA, 2332 nt
Organism: Phascolarctos cinereus (koala)
Lineage: Eukaryota; Metazoa; Chordata; Mammalia; Diprotodontia; Phascolarctidae
Biological process (GO): regulation of gene expression
Cellular component (GO): nucleus
Source: RefSeq, a predicted model, not a curated record